Molecule: messenger RNA, 2117 nt
Organism: Oncorhynchus keta (chum salmon)
Lineage: Eukaryota; Metazoa; Chordata; Actinopteri; Salmoniformes; Salmonidae
Product: hsFATP2a_ACSVL_like domain-containing protein
Exons: 10
Coding region: 186-2048 (620 amino acids)
Molecular function (GO): long-chain fatty acid-CoA ligase activity; long-chain fatty acid transmembrane transporter activity
Source: RefSeq, a predicted model, not a curated record
AGGGGGAGGAAUGAUGGAGGACAUGUACACCGCCCACUGCACUAGUGCUGCUUGUUAUGCGAGGUCGGGGUUUCGGGUUGAACUUUGCCACCCAUUUAUUACUUUAUAACGUUCCGUUUUUUGGAGGUAGUUCUACAACCGUCUAAUUCUCAGCGGCACAUGCGUCUGUAACCCGCAGCUACAAAAUGUACAUUUGGCUUACAAUCAUCGCCGGAUUGGCUGUUUUGCCCUUUCUUCUGAAAACGUUAUUCGAUCCAUACUUUGGCCAAGACUGUUCAUAUGUCUUCAGCGCAAUCAAACUUGGAAUCAGGCUGCAAAAAUACAAAAAGAAAAAUCCUUUCUAUAGCAUUUUGGACUGCUUUUUGGACACGGUGAAGAAACAACCGAAUAAAACGUUUAUACAUUUUGAGGGGACAUCCCAUUCUUACAUCGAGGUGGAUAAGCAGAGUAACAAGGUUGCCAGAGCAUUGAAGACUCACGCUAAUCUAAAAGAGGGGGACACGGUAGCUCUCUUUAUGGGGAACGAACCCUCUUACGUGUGGAUUUGGCUGGGCCUGGCCAAACUGGGCUGUGCAACCGCUCUGCUAAACUUCAACAUACGGUCAAAAUCUCUGCUACACUGUUUCUCAUGCUGUGGGGCCAAAGUGAUCAUCGCGGCGGCAGAGCUGAAAGAGGCAGUGGAGGAGGUUCUCCCUACACUAAAACAGCAGGGUAUCUCUGUGUACCUCUUGUCAGAGGAGUGCAGUGUAGAAGGCAUCAACCCCCUCUCAGAACAUAUCACCCAGGCCUCAGACACUCCCCUGUCAGCUGACCUCAGGGCCAACAUCACCAGCAAGAGCCCUGCGCUCUACAUCUACACCUCAGGGACCACUGGUCUACCUAAAGCGGCUCUGGUGACCCAGGAGAGGGUGUGGAUUGCGUCCUUUAUCCAAGCCGUCUCAGGAGUGACGUCCGAGGAUGUGUUCUAUAUCAACCUGCCUCUGUAUCACAGCGCAGGCUUCCUCAUCGGACUCGCUGGGGCCAUCGAGAGGGGCAUACCAGUUGUUCUGAGGAGAAAGUUUUCAGCGUCUCAGUUCUGGGAGGACUGUAGGAAACAUAAUGUCACAGUGAUGCAGUACAUCGGAGAGACCAUGAGAUACCUCUGCAACACACCCAUGAAAGACAACGAGAAGGACCAUAAAGUGCGUAUUGCCAUCGGCAACGGCGUCCGUACAGACAUCUGGACAGAGUUUCUGAAUCGUUUUGGAGACGUAGCUGUCAGGGAACUGUACGCCGCCACCGAGGGCAACAUCGGCUUCAUCAACUACACCAGCAAGAUCGGAGUGGUUGGACGAGUCAACUUUCUCCACAGGAGACUGUUCCCCUAUACUUUGAUCAAAUUUGACAUUGAAAAGGAGGAACCUGUUAGGAACUCCAAGGGUCUGUGUAUCCAAGCAAUGAAAGGUGAGGCUGGACUUUUGGUUGGAAAGAUAACCAAGAGAUCUCCCUUUGUUGGUUACACUGGUAACGACCAGCAGACGGAGAAGAAGAGACUGAGAGACGUUUUACAGAAAGGUGACCUGUACUUCAACACUGGAGACCUGUUGAGGAUCGAUGAACAAAACUUUGUUCAGUUUCAGGAUCGGGUUGGUGACACUUUCAGGUGGAAAGGCGAGAAUGUUGCUACAACUGAAGUGGCAGAUAUCCUCACAAUGGUGGACUGCAUCGAGGAGGCUAAUGUAUAUGGUGUGAAAGUUGAAGGUCACGAGGGGAGGAUUGGAAUGGCUGCUGUAAAGGUAGAAGAAGGGAAAGAGUUUGACGGCGCUAGCACCUUCAGCCAAGUAGCCAGCUACCUCCCUGCUUACGCAAGACCGCGCUUCAUUAGAAUACAGACCUCCUUCGAGAUGACGGGAACAUUUAAGAUGAAGAAAGUGACGUUGGUGGAAGAGGGCUUCAACCCAGCUGUGGUCCAAGAUCCUCUGUUCUUCUUAGAUCCAGCUAAGAAAACAUACGUACCACUCACCGAAGAGAUAUACUCCUCCAUAAACACCAGAGAAAUUAAGUUAUAAAAUCAAAAUGUGAUUUAAAAAAAAUAAUAAUAACCAUGGUAGCCAAUUAAUGUACAAAAUCUGCAUUAA